Molecule: messenger RNA, 333 nt
Organism: Triticum turgidum subsp. durum (durum wheat)
Lineage: Eukaryota; Viridiplantae; Streptophyta; Magnoliopsida; Poales; Poaceae
Source: the annotation of a GenBank genome assembly
AUGGCCGGGACAAAGGUGACGAUGGCGAGCGCGGUGGCCGUGGCGCUGCUGCUGGCCAUGGCGGCCGUGUCGGGCGCGGGCGCGGCGCCCGGCACGCUGAUGAUGUGCAAUGUGGACGUGUACCGCAUGAUCGGCGCGUGCAGGUCGUACUGCGCGAGAGGCAGCCGGGAGGCUACGCCGAGCGGGCAGUGCUGCGCCGUGCUGAGGGGAGCCAACCUCCGGUGCGUGUGCCAGAAGAAGGGCCUGCUCGCGUCCGCGGGCAACAUCGACGCCCGCCGCGCCAUGCAGAUCCCCUCCAAGUGCGGCAUCGGCAACGUGCCCAGCCGGUGCUAG